AUGGCUGAGUCUGCGCAUGCUCACACGGGCCCCUCUGACGACUCGCCGUGCUACAACUGCGGCGCCAAAGGCCACUGGGUUGUUGCUUGUCCAGAGCCGACAAGAAAGACUCCUGCUGGCCUUGCCAACGCUUGGAGGAACGCUCCAAACGCUCCGAAUGCUGGCCAUGGUAAUCAUCGGCAGCAUCAUGGAGGGAAUCCAAAAAGGAUGAACAAGGGGCCCAUCAUCACCAAAUAUGCACCACCACCUCCUCCUCCGCCGCCGCCGCCUCACCCUUCGUCUCUGAGCCAUGGCACAGCUCCUUAUCCGCCACUGCCGCCUGGACCUCCAUAUCCUCAGCAGAACCCUCAAUUCCAGAGCCCUUAUGCUCAUUACCAGCCUGCUGCGCACUACCCAACUGGAUAUGGUCCAACCUAUCCAUCGCAGCAGUAUCAUCAGCCGCCUUAUGGUGCAGCCCCUGCAGCCCCAGCGGGUUACGCAGCUCAUCCUCCUGGGCCGCCAGCACCACAGCCACCGGCACCGUAUCCUGCGGCGUAUGCCUCAUACCCGCCUGCUGGGCCAUCCAGCGCGCCUGGUUACCCGCCCCAGACGACUUACACUCAGUCUUAUUCGCAGCCACCAUACGGACUGCCCCCAGUUCCUUACUCUGCCCAGAGCGGGCCUGCACACUUUCCACCUCCGCCCAAGCCGCCGCAUGUUUCUCGUUCUCAUUCUGGUUUGAACCAGCCCGCUCCUGUUCAUCAUUCUCUUCCGCCGAAGCCCCCCAGAAGCGUCCAUACGCAGCAAGAGCCUCACCGAGAUCAUAGGAACAGACGGAAACAUGAUCGUCAAAACAAAAACCGUGAUCAUAGACGCCGGGAUCAAGGCUCCCGUCAUCGCUCCUCGCAACAGAAGAUGCAGAAUAAGGCCAACCGUUCUAACCGUGGUAAUCGUUCUAAUCGCUCUAGCUCAGCUAUUAGAUCCUCCCAGAAAGCAUCGGCCUCGACUACCGCGGAACUGGCUAAAACUGGCCCACUAUCAUCAAUAGAGGACCUUGAAAAGAGCGCCAAAUUCGGAUCUGAAGCCUCAAAAGAGGACUUCCCUGAAGACUCGGCUGCGACCGAGAUACCGAAUGCGCAGUCGUAUCAACACGAGGAUGACAUGCUCCCUCAGCUGGCUUCUGCUGAGCUUGACGAGGAUUCCGAAACUGCCGAUUCUGAGUCUGGGGAGUCUACGGAUAAUAAUGAAGGUGAACCUCCUCGGGCGGUCCUAUCCAAUGAUGAGGCAGAAUCAGCACGGGAUGACGAACGAGGACUUUCUCAGAACACUCAUCAUCAUGGAAAAGACGAAGCCUCAUCUCCCAGUAUGGCUCUUGACACGCCUCAUCUUAAUGGAAAGCAUAAGCGCAGAGAUGACGAGUCAGAGGACGAACGUCAACCAAAGAAGUCAAAAGCUUCAGCAUCGCUUGCACAUGAUCCAAACGACGCUGAAGAUGACAACCAGACACAAGCGCAAUACGGUACCGGAUCAGCAGUCCAAGGCAACGAUGCACCAAUUGUGGAAGAAGAGGAUGAACCUGUCCUGCCCCCACUGGAGCCUGAAUCUCGGUCACGGUCAAAGGAGCGCCAUCAAGGCCCAAAAUCUAGGAAUUCGUCGGUCUCUAGCCGAUCAUCCGACUUGAACUCACUGGAAGCUGAGCUUCUGGGGCGACCUGCUAAGCAGAGGUCCCCCGACGACAUUGGUGUCCACCAACGGCAGGAUCGUGUGACUUUGCCUAAGAUGCAACGCCGCCGCCAACGAAAUGCGGAUUCUGCAUACAGUCGCCGCUGGUGA
This is a messenger RNA of Trichoderma breve, 1812 nucleotides long. RefSeq lists its product as uncharacterized. Gene Ontology annotation, molecular function: nucleic acid binding; zinc ion binding. NCBI's taxonomy places the organism in Eukaryota, Fungi, Ascomycota, Sordariomycetes, Hypocreales, Hypocreaceae. The record is from RefSeq and is a predicted model, not a curated record. Bases 1 to 1812 code for a protein of 603 amino acids. The transcript has 4 exons.